Messenger RNA from Odontomachus brunneus, 4239 nucleotides. RefSeq names its product cilia- and flagella-associated protein 65-like. The record is from RefSeq and is a predicted model, not a curated record. The transcript has 20 exons. The coding region runs from base 7 to 4185 and encodes 1392 amino acids. Lineage: Eukaryota; Metazoa; Arthropoda; Insecta; Hymenoptera; Formicidae.
CAAAAGAUGUAUGCAUAUUGCGAGGCACCAAGUAAAAAAAUUCACGUGGAGUUUGGAGAAGUGCAUACGGGCGCUGUAGCUGUAAAAUGGAUAGAGAUAGUUAACGAGAAUUGCAUAGAACAGAUAUACGAGGCCCGAAGGGACGCUAUUACUAAUCCCUUGGAUCAUGUAUUCGAAUUAAGCAGCUAUUCGUGGACCUUGUCUCCCGGCAAAGUAUACAAAUGCAAAAUAUGUUACCGGCCGUUCGUGCCAUUCUCUGUAAACACAGAUUAUUUCAUGAUCGUGGAUUCCAGUCAUAAUCAAAUGGAAAUUAAAGUUUGUGGCACAUGUAUUGGUCCAGUGAUGUCAGUUUCGACGACAAGAUUAGUCAUGAUGUGCACGAACGGGAACACUGAGGCGAAGAAGCGCAUUAGGCUCGUUAACAAUUCCGAAGUCAUUACGGCUUUCAUGUUCGACAUCGAUCAAGUUCAAAGGUCAUUCACGGUAGACAUGACACACGGAUAUGUCGGAUCGCGUUCUCGCACGUAUGUGACGAUCACUUUUGCGCCUCGGCAAAUCGGAAUCUAUACAUGCCGCCUGCCGUGCUUAAUUUUGCAUCAUAAACCGAUUAUCGUGGAGCUGUACGGCUAUUGCGGCGCGGUAUUACGUAAAGCAAACGUCCAAGAACACUUUAAUUAUCCGGCGAGAUCAAAGAAUGGCUUCGAGGGAUACAUGAACGAUAUUGUCGUCGCCGCGCAAGAUCAACCUGCGGUUUCUUUGUCGAAGAACUACAUUGAUUUCGGUCAAGCCGGCACGAGAGUGAAGAACGACGCGCUAAGGAUUCCAGAAACCUUUUGUCUCACUAAUCACAGUCGAUCCGACGUAUUAAUAAAAUGGGACCGAGACGUUGAGAACACUUUCCACAUAACACCCGAAACCGUGGGAGUACCGGCAAGCCAAACAGUUCUAUUCGAAGUUGUAUUCGAUCCCAACGGAAGAAGUAGUAAUUUAUUCACAUCAGAGCUCGUCGGUUACGUUCAGCCGAUGCAGCGGGAAGGUAAUUGUCACAAAGAAACGCUUACAUUCCCUGCGAUGACGUCCAUACGAUUAAUUGGUCAUUCUUUCCCCGUUUGCUCCGAUGGUUGGAUACCUCAGUACGAAAUACCGCACAUAAUAAAAAUGCCUCCUUGUGUGCCGUCGUUUCCGGUUUACACCACAUUCGCGAUCAAACGAUUCGGACAUUUGCCGUUGAUGUAUCGCUUUGUGCCGCCGGAAUCGAGCCGCUUCGUCGUGAAACCGAUGAUGGGGAUAAUUUAUCAAGAUUAUCAAGUCGUCGUGGUCGGGAUGUUACCCGAAAGCGAUAAUAGGCGCGUCUACGUCGAGCGUUGGGCGAUACGUUUCAAUGGAAACGCCAAAUCGGAGUGCUUCAUCGAUUUUCGAGGGCUCGCGGAACACGCCGAAGUCACUCUCGGCGAUCAGAACGUCCUGAGACUCACGCCGUGUUUCCUCGGCUGCCGAUUGCCGCAGCAAUUCCUCAUGCGAAAUAUCACUCUUUUUGUAAUAUUGUGUCUCAGAUAUGAUAAUACUAAAGUAUAUUCAGAUAUUCAGUGUCAGUAUUUCAAAUCUAUAUAUAGGAAACGUGACACAAAUUGUAUAUUCGUAAUACUGGCAGUGAAUAUCGGAACGUACUUUAGCGUUACCGUAUCUGGAAGACGAUAUGAAUUUGUUAAUACGAAAACGGAGCUCCAAAUUCCAAAUGCAAGUGGGGAGAUUCGCUCGAACGAUACUCUCACUCACGAGUGGGAAUUUUGUCCCACGAUAACCGGGGACUACGAUUUCGACGUAAACUGCAUUUUAACUGUGCUGAAGGAUGAAAUUCCUGUCGGUGCGAGCGUUUCCGUAGCGUUGCGUGUGAUAGGAAGAUGCGAAGUCGGUUUUCUCGAGUCGGUGCCUAAAGAAUUGAAUUUCGGAAUUCUGGCGUACAAAGCUACGAAGAAACUGAGCUUUCUCGUGUUUAACUCGAGUCCCGUGAUAAUCUUUUACAAGAUGACGUGUAAUCAUUGCAACUGGCCGAUCGGGAACGUGGAACAGGAUGUAAAAAUACAUCCAUCUGCGGGUGCUGUUCUCGCUGGACAAAGUGAAACCAUCACCGCUUCUAUCACACCCACUACUCCUGGCUAUUAUGAGCUGUUCGUUCAAUACUUCGUGAGGAUAAAUCUUCGCACAAACACGUUAAUUCCAAAUCAAACGCCGAGGAAUAUCUGUAAACUGCGCUGUUUGUGCGUACUACCCACUUUAAAGGUAAAGGAUCUACAGUGUUACGGGGUGUGUCCGGUUACGAGCAAAGUCUUUCUUUGGAAGUUGAUGAAGAUAAAUUUGUUCAACAAGUUACUCGAACACUUACAACCUGGAACUUCGGAGACGCUGCACAUGAACUUUCCGGCGAUGAUUUUUCAGGAGAGUCCCGUCACUGUAAAAUUGCUUCUGACGAACGCUAACGCGGUGACCGCCUCUUGGAGUCUCAAAAGAGUGCAGUUGUGCUCUUGUCGACCCGUCGUGAAAGCCCAAGCACUCUCGAUUCAGCGUGCACAGUACGAUUGUUGGCACAGGAAAGUGUGCUCUAUGCAGCCGAAAAUGGGAAAUUUUCAACCAGGAGACGACGCCUGGAUAAGUCUAGAAUUGCGUUACGUACUGCUAGGCAAAACCGAGGCAAAGUGGGACAUGGAUCUCGGAAAUGACCGUCAUAUUUUCCUGAUCAUGGCGAUCAAAGGUUUAUCUGGAACUGCGAAUACGCUUCAUAUUCUGAACGGCACGCGUUUCAAAUUCCAACACGUCUAUUUUGGCGACAAGGACCCGAUUUAUCAGGUGUGUUGGCUGUACAACGGCACGAACCGCAAUGUCCCGUUCUCUGUGGAUCGUAAUACAACGCGCGAGAUAAAUCGAAGAUAUUGUCAUGAGCUCUUUUUCUGUGCGACUCCUCACGGAAUUGCGAGUCCGCAAUCUGCCGUCCCGAUCCUUCUGAAAUUUCAGCCGCGACGAUUCGGCGUUUUUGAGGGAAAAUUGUCUUUGAUUUUGGGCGACGAAAAAGAAGAACUGACGUUAGAAGGCGAAUCUUUCUUGCCGCAUAAAUCGGCGACGGUCGGUGAAUACGUGCCUCCGUACGUUUCGUAUAGCUCUUCCAAUUAUAGCUCCGGAAUUUCCGAUAUUCCUAUCUACUUCAGUACUUACUGCAUAGACAUAUCGUACAUAGCUACGCACAGUCACGUAGUGAAGAUGGUCAUGCUGCACAGUAAUUUGGACCAUGACGUACUCGCUUACGAAUGGAAGAGAUAUGAGAUUCCUGAAAUUAUUUGCGUGGAGGUUUGUCCACGUAGAGGUUUAAUACAACCGAUGGCGACCCAAACUUUUUACGCAACCAUAUGUACCGGAGGAUAUCCUUGCAUUAUCGAUGUUAACGUACUUUGCGAAUUUGUCAACACCAGUCAAAGACGGGACUACCAGAGGAGCAUCUACAAGCAUGCCGAUUUAUCUCAGGAAUUGGAGGGACAAUUUACUCUCACGGAGAAAGGCAUCAGUGUUCCGAAAUCAACUAUAGGAAUCCUGGAGAAACCCCAGUCGUUUUAUAAAGCCAUGACGGUCCGUUGUUCUAUACACAGUUUAGAAGACAAAUUUUUGAAAGUUGAUCUAAUAGAAGAGUUAAAAAGCGCACCACCGUAUACAAUAUACAUCGAGGAAAAUCAAAAACAGGAGACAACGUUCAGAGAGGGAGAUAUUAGUCGAGCUUCGUUUAUUUUAGAGGGAUUACUAUGGGAAAUAGUCAAUAGCAAACUAUUCAAAAGUCUGAUAAAAGACGUCCUGCAGAAUCAACCAAAUUUAUUUUACUCACAAUUCACAAUGAAUUUGCACGAAAGAAAAAGUUUGAUACGGAGAUCGUACAUAUCGCCGCCGCGAGCGUUAAUCAACCGUUUAUUAGAAGAAAUGCUGUUUGUCAUAGUGCACGAAGAAUUUGCAUUGGAGACCACUCAUUUAAUUCAGCAUAUGGAUAUCAGACAUACAAGUUAUCUGAGCAUAGUGUCCGGCAUGAAUAGGAAAAAAGCCAUACACAGAGAGACACGUCUGUUGCAUCAUGACAGAGAGUAUUCCGUUGCAAUACCGAAAUCAUCGGUAGCGAGAAUAUCCUUCUAUGAUAAGUCAAUUGUGUAUUAACGUGUAUGUACAGCUAUAUAUAAUUGCUGUUAUAACUGUUAGCUGCUCGUCGCG